This is a messenger RNA of Trichomonas vaginalis G3, 771 nucleotides long. RefSeq names its product BAR/IMD domain-like family. NCBI's taxonomy places the organism in Eukaryota, Parabasalia, Trichomonadida, Trichomonadidae. The record is from RefSeq and is a predicted model, not a curated record. Bases 1 to 771 code for a protein of 256 amino acids. The transcript has a single exon.
AUGUCAAAGCUUUGGCAUGAAGUAAAGAAAGGAACAUCAAUUGCUACACAAUACGUUAAGGAAAAAACAGGUGUUAGCAAGUCUGAAGUAAAUCCACUGUUCGAAAGCGCUUGCGAAAAGUAUCAAGUUUUAAAUGAACAAUUUACAACAUUCAAAUCAGAUUUAGAUGUGAUAUUGGAUUCCGCACAAAAGGCUUCUAAGUCUGGCGCUGAAAUGACCAAGUAUCUUCAACAAGCUGACAAAGCUAAUGGAUCAAGUUCUCAAUCUGUUGUUGUUCCAGUCUGCAAUUUCUUCGAGAACAACGAAAAAGUUAUUAAAGAGCAGUUUAACGAUACUGUUGAGAAAGACGUCAUGGCAAACUUCAAAGAAGUCCUUAAAACGAUGGAUCACUUGGGCGAGCUUAAGAGCAAGAGAAAUAAAACAGCUUUGUACGUAGGAUCACUUAAAAACGAUACAGAGAAGUACGCAAAGAACGGCGACUCCGAAAAACUUACAAAAGCAAAGAUUGAGUACGAACAACAGCUUGAUACACUUAAUCAUCAAACUGAGGAAUUUAUUAAUACCGUAGGACAGCUCUGGCAGACUAAAGCUUCAAUUUUAGAGACAGCAAUUCAAGAAUUCUUCUCAAUCACUUACGGACUUUCACGCCAACUUUACGGCAACGUCCAAACAAUGGAAGCAAACAUCAACUCAUCCUACGCUUCAAAUACAGCAGAAAAUCCUUAUGCUGCUGUUGGAUACUCUGUUCCACCUUAUGCUCCUCCACAGUAA